Messenger RNA from Amborella trichopoda, 604 nucleotides. Its product is annotated as stellacyanin. The record is from RefSeq and is a predicted model, not a curated record. Gene Ontology annotation, molecular function: electron transfer activity. NCBI's taxonomy places the organism in Eukaryota, Viridiplantae, Streptophyta, Magnoliopsida, Amborellales, Amborellaceae. Gene Ontology annotation, cellular component: plasma membrane.
UAUUCCUUUAUUCUAACCCAAAAUCUAGAGAGAGAGAGAGAGAAUGGCUUGUCCCAAUGUUCUAUUGUCACUCUUUGGCCUGAGCCUACUCGGAUCGUGUGCGGCGACGACCUACACGGUCGGAGACAGCUCCGGGUGGGAUGUAAGCACCAAUCUCGAUUCAUGGGCGGUCGGAAAAACGUUUAUUGUUGGCGAUAUUUUAUUAUUCCAAUACUCAUCCUACCAUAGCCUGUAUGAGGUGAGUAAAGAUGGAUAUCAAUCAUGCAACACGACUAACCCUCUGUUCAGCGCAACGAACGGGAACACGUCCUUCGUGUUGUCGUCUGCCGGGGAGAAGUACUUUGUAUGUGGAGAAAUCAGUCACUGCUUGGGUGGAAUGAGACUCACAAUUGCAGUCGAGGACCAAAACACUGCAAUGGCACCUGGGAGUUCGGCACCGCAAGGAUCACAGCUGUUCCAUCCAUCACCAACUUCUUCACCACCAAGAAGAGAUGUUUCCCCCACUUCAAGUUAUAAUCCAAAUCCCUCUUACAAUUCUAGGAGUGGUCUAGUCUUACUAGCAUGUACGAUUGUGUUGAGGAUUUUUUUAGGGCUUGCUUCAUGA